Messenger RNA from Haemonchus placei, 216 nucleotides. The record is from the annotation of a GenBank genome assembly. NCBI's taxonomy places the organism in Eukaryota, Metazoa, Nematoda, Chromadorea, Rhabditida, Trichostrongylidae.
AUGGCACAAAGUGCGCGAAUGAUAACCCUUGUUCAGGUUUCGACGCUAGGUAUUGCUGAGAGAACACUAGCGAGAGCACUUGGAAGUCUCCCUAAUUGUAGCCUUGAAAGUGCACUGCAAGAUCUUCUUGCGGUGGGUUUGAAAUUUUCAUCUCUCUAUGAAUCUUUGAUGAGUAGUAUUACACUACUACGGUUCCAAAAUGCAGGCAAAAAGUAG